GUUGCGGGACGAGCCAGGCAGGCAGUCGAGGCGCGACCCUGGUGCGCUCAGGUCGUUUCUCCGUGCAGUGUCCUCAAGUCGUCGCGGCAGUGGUUGGCUCGACACUUGAACGAACAGUGACUCUUUUUCAUUUCUCUUCGUUGAUGGACUUUUGACAAGAAGACUUGCAAUAAUGGUGUGGCGGUUUGUGUUGGGGGUUGCGGCCCUGCUGCUGGUGCACGGGGCGCACGCCCGCUCGGGGGUCACCCUUAGAAACAGUGGAUACGAGGGUCUGGUGCUCGCCAUCGCAGACACCGUGCCCUACGAUGAAUGUGACCAGAUCAUCACUAAUUUAAAGACGGCAUUGACCGACGCUUCGCAAUACUUGAACGGCGCUUUAGACGGCCGGGCCUUCUUCAGAUCAGCAACCGUCCUGCUGCCGAGCUCGUGGAAGGGUGAUUGUGGCCAAGUGGUGCAACCUGCGUCAGGUGAAAUGGCUUCCAGGGCCGAUAUUCGCAUCACCCCGCAACACCUGCUCUUCUCUGACGCCCUGUGGACGCAACAGAGUCAGGGCUGCGGCAAACCCGGCGACUUCAUCUCGUUGGCUUACACUAGACUGGUCAACUCGGUUCAAAACCCUGGAGAACUUGGUCGCGCCCUUGUCAGGGAGUGGGCCAAGCUGAGGUAUGGCGUUUUCGACGAGGCCGGAAUUCCCGGCGACGCGGUCUACCCUCCUUGCUACCAUGAUGAAAAGGACGGCGCCGCCCGAGUGUCCGGCUGCACCGACAAACACCAGAAUACUGAAGGGUUAUGUGAGAAUGUGACCCAACUUCUGCUGGCCGGCGACACCGAUACCCUGACUCCGUUGCUGGUUCACCCUGAAGCGACGUCAAGCAUCAUGUUUGCGCACACGUCUCCUUCUGUGACCAGAUUCUGUGACCACACAACCCACAACAGGUAUGCACCCACCAAGCAUAAUGCCAUGUGCAACAGGCGCAGUGUCAUGGAGGUCAUCCUCGAGAACGAUGACUUCAAAAAUGUUCCAGUGGACGCCACACCAUAUUUUGGUGACACAACCCCUACCGUGACCUUCAAACGUGAGGUCCGCACCCGCUACGUCCUCGUCAUAGAGGACACAAAUGACAUGCUGGUUAGGGAGUCAUGGAGCUUCCUGCGAUCGGCCAUCCGCAAAUUCACUAUCCACGACCUGGCUGUUGGUUCAGAGGUGGGCAUUGUCACCGUCAACGGCACCGACGCUGUCCGUUUGCAACGUCUCGUCAGUCUUAACUACAAAACCAGAGAGCCAGUUGCCUCAAUUCUGCCGUACACCCCUGGCGAGUUUGGCGCUCCGAAAGUCGAGUCUUCCUCUUGCUUGCCCUGCGGAAUUUCAACUGCUAUCGAUAUGUUGACUGAGAAUGGCGAGCAAGGUGGAAAUUCGGUUAUUCUUGUUAUUGCGCCCGGAACUGGUCGUCUUGGAGAGCUUCUUAAUUUAGGCAACCAGGCACGCGCUCUUGGCAUCAAAAUUGCGACCAUCAACUAUCCCCAGAUGGCCAGACCUACCCAUUCCAGCCUUGACGCUCUGGCCCACCUCACGGACGCGCCUGCCUUCACAGUUCUUGAAAAGCGCCAAAAUCAGGAUGCUUCCUUCCUGAACAGCUAUUUUGAACUGGCUCAAGCUCUCCUGGCCAUCAGAAAUGAAUUCUAUCAAGGAGAUAGGAUAAAACUACCUGUGGAGAUUCACAGAAAAGAGCUUACUGAUAAUGGCAGAGGAAAGGUUACUGGAACCUUUGUUGUCCCGCCAGGCCUAGGAGAGCCCAGCCAGGUACAUGUUUACCUGCAUCAAUCCAUCAUACCUUUGGUCAAGCAAGUCACUUUGGUCAGUCCAUCACAGAGAACUUAUAAUUCAAAGUCCGACGAGUUGCUGAAUAUCAAAAUCUUGAAAAUCAACGCCAUUAUUAAUGAGACCGGAACCUGGACCUACUCGAUUGAUCGUCACCCAGGCAGCCAACAGCCUCACUUCAUUGUUGUGGCUGCUACGCCACAAAGCAACGAGCAAAGAGACGCACCUGUCACUGCACACCUUUUCACCAGUGGCAAGGAUAUGCGCCUUGAUGGCCAGAGCGGCCCUCUAGCUUUGUAUGUGGAAGUCAAGCAAGGCGAUUGGCCCGUCCUGUCUGCAAGAGUCGAGGUCAAGGUAACCAAGGUUGGCAACGACUCGGGCCACCCCUAUGAGGACAGAUUUGAACUUUUGGACACUGGCAGCGGAGACCCUGACAUCACCAGGGGCGACGGCGUCUACUCCAGAUACUUCACUGGACACGCUCAGGGAGGCGCUGGCACAUACAGAUUUGAGGUCUUGGUAGAUGACAAUGGCAACACAGCAUACACCUGGCAGACCACAAGAGACUCGCUCGGCCGCCGUUCGGUGCUCGAUGAGGAUCAGUUGUACCCAAGCGGCCAACUCCUAUCAGUCAACUCGGCCUCUGGCCGCUGCUGUGGUAGUGCUAUCUGGCCCCAGGCGGUCCACCAGUUGGUGGCUUUCCAACGCAAUCUUCCUCCUUUGGAUGUAGAGGUGGCCGCUGGAGCUGCUGAAAGAGUUGACCAGAUUUUGCCUCCUGCCAAGAUCAACGACCUCAGGGUGCUUCCCCAGGCCACGGGUGACCUCAGAACAAGGUUGCUUUGGACUGCUCCGGGAGCAAAUGGUGAUGUUGGAUCAGUUGACCACUAUGAAGUGAGAUUUGCCAACGACCUUGCUACUCUGGUGGACGUUUUCGAGUCCUCCCAAUUGUGGCCAUCAGCACCUUCCAUGCCUCUGCCUGCUGGCGCUGAAACCACACACACCCUCGACUUUUCCGAGAUGCCGCAACUCCUCGACCAGCCCGUCUUCAUGGCCAUCCGCGGGAUCAACAGCCACGGCGCCUCCAGCCCAGUUUCCAAUGUGGUCCGCCUGCUUGUAGCUUCACCUCCCAAGCCUCCAGGGCUUCCUCCAGCCCUUGACUUUGACCCAGCCGAUCCGUCUGUCAUCCCAAGACUGGCUGCCGCUUCAGGUCCUGGACUCAUUUUGCAAGUCGUCCUUCCAGUGGCUGCUGGCAUUGUGGUCUUGGCCGUCUGUGUUUCUCUCUACUGUGUCAUGGUCGUACACAGAAGGAAAAGGCAUUCCAAGGAGCCACCUCCAUCUCAGCCUCCUCCAGCGCAACAACCAUACUCUGGGCCACCCCCAAGAUAUGAGGCCGAAGAUGACUACAAUAAGCAAAGGGACAAGUCCAUUUAUUCAACCACCACUGUGGUCCCCAUUGUGGAUCCUCAGACUCAAAUAGUGAACGCGCGAACUCUCAGUCCAUACCAGUCCUGGACGGCUAGCCAGCUUCUUCACGAGCACGAACGAAGGCACAGCCCUUACGGCUAUGUGCAGCACUAUGCUCAAGAAGGACCUCCAGUGCCACCUCCGCCCCACGACUCAUCCAUCUACACUGUGAACUACUACAACAACUCGUUCCUCUCCAUCGCCGAUGAGGGCUCGGCCAUUUACGGUCAGCGCCCAAAACCUGGGCCCCCCACCCUGCCUAAGCCAAACGUCAACUUCAACCCUAGUUUGCAGGGCAGUCUGUCUUCAGUCAACAGUGACAAAAAGAAAAGGAAUGUGACCAUGGUUUAAGAAGACCAUUGUUUCAAGACCUUUGUGUUCAGUGCGUCUUUCUGGUCAAUUUUUAUAUGAAAAUAUCCAAGGACAGCCUUUGUGGUAUUGGAUUUCAGAAAUUUUUUAAGCUUGACUACGAGGUAUCAAAGGUGCCUUUUUACAUUGUGAAAUUCGUCCAACACCAUUAUUCUGGCAUCAAUCAAAACUACUCCUGGCGCACAGACUUGAAAACCACACAGUACUUGGGUGGCCAGUGUUAAGUUUAUUAUUUGUCCCUCAAACUGAUAUUCGUCAGUUGAUCUCUACUGCAAAAGCCGGGCAGCCGUCGAUAAGAGGCGAAUCAUACAUUACAAGUCCCAGCACCAAAAUGAGACUGACUCGUUCACCAAGUUCUGCAAAGCAAUCUCCCUUUUGUGGAGUCUUUGCAAUGCGUGCUCAAUAAAUUUGAAAGAAAAAUGGACUUUCAUACCCUAGCUAAAGUCUCUUUGUUGAGACGGGCAAUAUUAGUGUUUUAGACUGUGACUUUUUGCAAGUCACUUGUAAGAGUUGUAAAUUUUUGAUAUCUUAAAUAUGUUGAAGAAAAUGUACUAUAGUGAACUCAACUGAUGCAAUAAAUAAAAAUUAUGAGUUAUC
Neocloeon triangulifer is the source of this 4249-nucleotide messenger RNA. Its product is annotated as calcium-activated chloride channel regulator 1-like. Lineage: Eukaryota; Metazoa; Arthropoda; Insecta; Ephemeroptera; Baetidae. The record is from RefSeq and is a predicted model, not a curated record. The transcript is spliced from 12 exons. The coding region runs from base 173 to 3634 and encodes 1153 amino acids.